Messenger RNA from Ahaetulla prasina, 2511 nucleotides. RefSeq lists its product as uncharacterized. The transcript has 8 exons. The coding region runs from base 2 to 652 and encodes 216 amino acids. Lineage: Eukaryota; Metazoa; Chordata; Lepidosauria; Squamata; Colubridae. The record is from RefSeq and is a predicted model, not a curated record.
GAUGACUGAAAAACUAGGAUUUCUAUAUCUCUUGUUAACAUUGUGGGUGCAAAAUACAAAGGAGAAUGGUGGUGUUAAGGAGGAUAAUAGAGCAAACCCUGAGUCGCCUCAGAAUAAUGCCUCUUGCUCAAAGAUUGUGAAGGGUAUCAAAAUCUACAGUCCCACGCCAGAAAUCACCAUCGGAGCAAAAGUGAAAUUGGUGUGCUACUUGGAGACAAAUUGUCUGCCAAUUAAUUACACCUUAUUUUUAAAGAAAAAAAGAGUGCAAGGUCCUGCGCCACAGAGCAUGAAGAAACAAAAAGUUGAAUUUAACACCACAAUCCAUUCCAACAGUCAACUGGGUCCAUAUAAGUGCAAAGCUGACUACCUGAACAGAACUAUGGCAUCAACAUAUAGCCCAGCUUUCAACUUUACAUUAAGAGUUGUGACAAUUCAACUAUUGAUCCUUCCUUGGUGUAAGGCAAGAAAACUGAAAUCAGCUAAUAUUUGCACUGCAUAUGAUGAUACUGGAGAGAACCAACUUGACAAUGAAGAUUGUAUGGAUUAUGAAAUAACUGAAUACUACAAUUUGAAAAUGAAAAUAAAGACAGAUGACAGAUACGUGAAUGACAGUGAAGACAGUGUAACCUAUGCAGAAGUCAUCUGUAAAUAAGAGUGAUUCCUUUAUAUGACAAGGAUGAAUGUUUAAAUUAUUCUAUAGUUCCAUAUUAUUUUUAUCUCUUUAUCUAUACAACUCAGCAGGCAAUCCAACAUCAGAAUAAGUAUCUGAACAUGGAUGCAGUCCCCAGAAUCUCAUUUUGCCAAAAAAUGUUGGUGGCAAACAUGUUUGGAACCAUUCUAGUUUUCAAGAUUACAAUAAGGGUUAAGAGAAAGAUGAAAAAUGACAAAAAUGUGAAAGAUCUAUAAAAUUCAGAAGUAUUUUUGGAAUGGUCGAGUCACAGAAGAAUGCCAUGAUGGGAACUGAGGCAAGAAUAUCUAAAUAUCUAGUCAAGAGUUUCUUAGACUGGUGCAGUCUACUAGUCUUAGUCUCUGACUAGUAGAAGGCCUUAUCUUCUGUCAGGGGAAUCAUCUGGGAAAACCAAGCAAGAUCUUCCUGUUCACCUUCGAUGAGUCGUCUUCUUCUGGAACUCACAUAGCAGUUUUCAGCAAUUUUCUUCUGAAUUGCCCUGGAACAAGCUCUCACCAAGAUAAACACGUCCUAUCCAGUUAUUGUUCAGCAUUACACUUUACUAAAACAGCCACUGUCUACUCUAGAACCACAUCACCACCAUGCAUUCUCCAUCCAAGUUCUGCUCAGAAUUUUCAAGGCAGUCUUCUUUUGCCAGCUCAUUAACUUUCCUUUUCUCUCCUCCAUCAGAAUUUUCCUAUGGGAAAUUAAGCUACCUGCCCUACUCACAGCUUUCACUUUUCUGCUCACUUAAUAGAUGGAUAGUUGGUUGUCUGCAUGGACAUAAGACCCUUCACUGGGAAGACAGGGUUGAACACAGGCUCUGAGUUGAUUUGAACUCCCAAAAUAACCAGAGGAUAAAAGUUGCUUAUACCUGGUAUAGUGAAGGCAAAGCCAAAAGGUUUCUGAGGAAUCCUUUCAGAUGCUCUCCCUUAUAAGUCAGUGGAGUUUUUUUGCAUUCACUUUGAAUGCUUCUAUAAUUAAUUAUAUAAAGAUACUGAGUCUGUCUUAUGAAGCAGGGUUUCCACUUGUUUCUCCAAGCUAGUCUCUUCCAAUUGCUCACGAAUACUGAAUUUCUAGAACAGGGGUGUCCAAACUUUUUUGAGUGAGGGCCAAAUACAGAAAAAUAAGCAAAGGCCCGGGCCACCGGGGGGGGGGGGAUGGGCGUGGCUUAUUUUGGGGUGUGGCUUGGUGGUCAUGUGACUGGUGGGUGUGGCUAACUGCUCAUGUGACUGAGUGGAUGUGGCUAUGGGCAUAGAAACUACUCAGAGGGCUAAAAAAAGUAAUUUUUGACCAGUCCUCACACUUAUGACCAUCCUCACAUUUAUGCCCAUUGCAGCAUUUUUAACAACCAUAUCACUCAUUUCACAACUGCUUCUCUUCACCACGGUUACAAGAUAGGGUGCAAAAUGUAAAGAUAGUUGUAGGUGUGAGGACCAGUCAAAAGUGUGAGGACAGGUCAAAAAUAACUUUUCAGCCCUCUGAGUAGUCCCUAUGCACAAAAUGCUGCAACAGGCAUAAAUGAUGACCGGUCAUAAGUGUGAGGACUGGUCAAAAGUGCGAUAUAGUUUUUGUCUGGAGACAUUCUGCACACUUCCCCCCACCAACGCUGUUCGGCCCCUCGCCGCCCUCACCUGUUUCUCGAUGCCGGUCUUCUUCUUUUCCGCCAGGGGAGUCCCAGCUGCUUUCUAUCAGUCUGCAGGGUGCAAAACUGUCACACUGGGAGAUCCUGCAGCAUGCAAAGAAGCCCCCAAGGGUCCCUCGGUUUGGGCACAGGUUUGGGAGCAGAGCCCCCAAAGGGCUUUGAAGCUGCUCCGAGGGGCAGCUGGGGCCCAUGUACAGAG